AUGGAAAUUUUCGAUUUAUUUAAUUUACCAGAUGAUGUCUUGUUGAAAUCAAAUGAAAGUUUUUAUGGUUUUGUUGAACAAGUUACUGGUAAAGUCGAAGCUGAUAUAUUACGUGUACAAGGUAUAAGCAAUGCACGGUCUCUAAUUCGAUCAAAAAAUUUAUUGGAUAUAUUUAAACUUGAUUGUGAUGAAGUUAGUGCAUUAAAACCACUUGCUUGUUUUCAAUGCAAGACUGGUGAUUUCAUUGUUAAGCAAGGUAUUCAAUUGAAUUUAGAUAAUUUAUUUGAUGCAUUGAAGGAAAAACAUGAGAAGUAUACAAAGAAGAAUAAAAAACAUCAACAUCAACACGAAUCAUCAUCAAUAGAUUUAAUACCAUCAACACCAUUAACAAAUAUUAAUAAUAACGACAGUUUGACUAUACGAACCUCUUCAGUUGGAAUAACAAUACCGGAUUCAUCAAAUAUUUAUUCAUUUACGACAAGUCAAAGUUCUUAUGUAUCCAAAUAUAAAACAAUAAAUGAUCAUGCUAUUUUUAUUAAUGAUUUAAUUGAGAAGUUUUCUCGUAAAACGUUUAUUUCAGUUAUCUUAAAACAGAAUGAACAUUACGAUUUAAUGAUUGCGGAAGAUGGUCAAGUAUUUAAAGCAACAAUUAAAUGUCAAUGUGGAUCUAAAAUUACGUUGCCGAUUCGUUCUCUUACGUCAUCAGUUAUUUUAUCGAAUUUUUAUUCUCAUUUGACAACGUCAAACUGCUCAAUGGUCGAUCGAAUUUUUAAAGAACAAGAAAAAGCAGCAACCAAACAAGUAGAAGCUUCAUCGUCUUUAACUUCAGUACCAAAAUCACCAAUAUCUCCUUCGAAUGACAAUAAUUCUGGUUCCGGAAAACAAUCCAAAAGAAAACGUCUUUAUGAUAUUUUAUCUACAACAAUGUCGAGUUCCAAAAAGGAAAAAAAACAAAAAAAAAUUGAUUAA
This is a messenger RNA of Rotaria sp. Silwood2, 969 nucleotides long. Lineage: Eukaryota; Metazoa; Rotifera; Eurotatoria; Philodinida; Philodinidae. The record is from the annotation of a GenBank genome assembly.